CAACCGGAAGUGAUUUACGUGUCAAAGGUCGAGCACAUUGUUCCGGCGCGGUAAUGUCUGUUUCACAUAGUAAUGAAUGAAGUUUUAAUCAAAUAAAAUUUCUAGCGCACAACCACAGCGAGUAACCAAGCGACUGUGACAUCAGUGUGUGCAGAAUAUAAUACAACUUAAGAACUUCUUCGUCUUAUUUGAGUUCAUAGACCGAAACAGAGAUGGCUGGCAUUCUGUUUGAGGACAUCUUUGAUGUAAAAGACAUUGAUCCAGAUGGCAAGAAGUUUGACAGAGUGUCUCGUCUACAUUGUGAAAGUGAAUCUUUCAAGAUGGACCUCAUUUUGGAUGUGAACAUUCAGAUCUAUCCUGUUGAUCUUGGUGACAAGUUCAGACUGGUUAUUGCUAGUACAUUAUACGAAGAUGGAACACCAGAUGACGGAGAGUAUAAUCCUCAGGAUGAUCGACCGUCUAGAGCGGACCAGUUCGAUUAUGUGAUGUACGGGAAGGUUUACAAGAUUGAAGGCGAUGAGACUUCAACAGAAGCAGCCACACGCCUCUCUGCCUAUGUGUCUUAUGGUGGCCUUCUUAUGAGGCUGCAGGGAGAUGCCAACAACCUUCACGGCUUUGAGGUGGACUCCAGGGUUUACCUCCUCAUGAAGAAACUGGCCUUCUAAAAUCCAAUUGCUCUCCCACUUACCACGCUUCUUCUUCUGCCACAGUCAACCUUAAAGUCAUACUGAGCUGCAAACUGAAAACAUUUUUAUUGCCAAGUCUGGAGCAUGUGGUCAUCUCCAAGAGCAGGUAACAGACAGAACAAAUGGAGGCUGCAGAAAACAUAUUUUGUUUUGUUUUUUUACUCUCAUAGUUAUGAAAUAUUUCCAGGGAUAUGGACUACAGACUAACGACUGUGACACUUAAAAAGUACUGCAGCCUCCAUCUGAUGGCAAACUGUAAAUAAAGAUUUCUUUUUUAUAAAAUGA
Messenger RNA from Toxotes jaculatrix (banded archerfish), 971 nucleotides. It is a transcript of the gene polr2h, whose product is annotated as RNA polymerase II, I and III subunit H. Gene Ontology annotation, cellular component: RNA polymerase II, core complex; RNA polymerase III complex; RNA polymerase I complex. Gene Ontology annotation, biological process: DNA-templated transcription. Lineage: Eukaryota; Metazoa; Chordata; Actinopteri; Toxotidae. Gene Ontology annotation, molecular function: DNA-directed RNA polymerase activity. The transcript is spliced from 6 exons. The coding region runs from base 213 to 665 and encodes 150 amino acids. The record is from RefSeq and is a predicted model, not a curated record.